Molecule: messenger RNA, 581 nt
Organism: Neltuma alba
Lineage: Eukaryota; Viridiplantae; Streptophyta; Magnoliopsida; Fabales; Fabaceae
Exons: 2
Coding region: 4-354 (116 amino acids)
Source: RefSeq, a predicted model, not a curated record
GAAAUGCUGAUGACAGGAAGUAGCGCUAUCUUCAUCAGCUUCGCUCCUUAUCCACCUGUAGACAAAAAUGGUAGAAAAUUCGGAGAAAUUUUCGCCAAAAAGAAGGAUUUACAAGAGAAACCCACGACCCAACAAAAACCCUUAUUCCCACUGAGACUUUCAAAAUCCAUUCUUUCUCGCUCAGCCAUUGCUGUAUUUGGAUUAGGAUUCGUAGAUGCCGGGUACAGCGGAGAUUGGUCGAGGAUUGGAGUGAUUACCCCACAGACUGAAGAAUUGCUCAAGAUCGCAGCUUUUGUUGUGGUUCCUUUGUGUGUCUUUCUCAUCCUUUCUAUCCCUGAAGAACCAAAUGCGUGAGGCUUUCUGUUUCAUGUGAUUAAUUUAGUUGUAAAUCAUCUAUGUUACUCCUUUUAACUGCUCUUUGAUUUCUUUUUUUAUUUAUCCGCUGGAAUGUAUUAAAGGUGGAAUUAGCGAGAAUCAAGUGAUGAUGUCUGGUUUAGUGAUUGGGCAUAAUUUUUCAUGGCUUUAAUUAUUUGUUAUCUGCAAAUUAAGAGAAAGUUAUUAUGAACUUUGCUAUUUUGAUA